Messenger RNA from Pygocentrus nattereri (red-bellied piranha), 2579 nucleotides. RefSeq names its product minichromosome maintenance complex component 7 (gene mcm7). The transcript has 15 exons. NCBI's taxonomy places the organism in Eukaryota, Metazoa, Chordata, Actinopteri, Characiformes, Serrasalmidae. Gene Ontology annotation, cellular component: MCM complex; nucleus. The record is from RefSeq and is a predicted model, not a curated record. Gene Ontology annotation, molecular function: single-stranded DNA helicase activity; single-stranded DNA binding; ATP binding. Gene Ontology annotation, biological process: DNA replication initiation; double-strand break repair via break-induced replication; DNA replication. Bases 163 to 2331 code for a protein of 722 amino acids.
UUCGCAGACUUUGCUGUUCGGAGUGGCUCGCUGAGAAGACACGACGACAUAUAAAGCAUUUAAGAUAUUUUUAAGGUUAUCAGCUUCGGUAUCAAUAAUCAGGAGCUCCUAUCGUCGGAAGGGAACGAUUUAGGGGCCUAAACCUCAAAACACUGUUUGAAAAUGGCACCGAAAGACUAUAUGGCGGAGAAAGAGAAGUGUAAGCGCUUCCUGCAGGAAUUCUAUUCUGAAGAUGACUCUGGAAAGAAAGUGUUCAAAUAUGGAGCCCAGCUGGUGUCUCUGGCACACAGAGAGCAGGUGGCAUUGGUGGUGGACCUGGAUGACGUAGCAGAGGAGGAUCCUGAGCUCGUGGAGAGCGUGUGCGAGAACACCAAACGCUACACAGGACUGUUUGCGGAUGCUGUGCAUGAGUUACUGCCAGAGUACCGAGAACGAGAGGUGGUGGCAAAAGAUGCAUUGGAUGUUUAUAUUGAGCACCGUCUGAUGAUGGAGGCGAGAGGCCGUGAUCCUGCAGAUACACGUGAUUUCAGGAACCAAUACCCUUCUGAGCUUAUGAGGAGAUUCGAGGUCUAUUUCCGUCCUCCAUCCACCUUAAAGCCGAAGGUUGUGCGGGACGUGAAGGCUGACAGCAUUGGCAAGCUGGUUACUGUCCGGGGCAUUGUUACUAGGGCAACCGAGGUCAAGCCAAUGAUGGCAGUUGCCACAUACACGUGUGACCAGUGUGGAGCGGAGACCUACCAGCCGAUUGCGUCUCCAAGUUUCAUGCCGCUCAUUAUGUGUCCCAGUCAGGAGUGUGUGACCAACAAGUCUGGGGGACGCCUUUACUUGCAGACGAGGGGGUCAAAGUUUGUAAAAUUCCAGGAGCUACGCAUCCAGGAGCAUAGUGACCAGGUUCCUGUGGGAAAUAUCCCUCGCAGUAUGACUGUGUAUGCGCGAGGAGAGAACACACGUGUGGCACAGCCUGGAGAUCAUGUGGCAGUUUCUGGAGUCUUUCUUCCUCUUCUUCGUUCUGGUUUCCGACAGGCUGUGCAGGGUUUGCUGUCUGAGACAUACCUGGAAGCUCACAGUAUUACUCUCAUGAAUAAAACAGAGGAUGAUGAACUGGGCACAGAGGACCUUAGUGAGGAGGAGUUGCGUCAGAUCACAGAGGAGGAUUUCUAUGAGAAGCUGGCAGGGUCAAUAGCUCCGGAGAUCUAUGGCCAUGAGGACGUAAAGAAAGCGUUGCUGCUCUUACUGGUGGGUGGAGUCGAACAAGCACCACGUGGGAUGAAGAUCAGAGGUAACAUCAACAUCUGUCUGAUGGGAGAUCCUGGUGUGGCCAAAUCACAGCUGCUGUCCUACAUCGACCGCCUGGCGCCUCGCAGUCAGUAUACAACAGGACGUGGGUCCUCAGGUGUUGGCUUGACAGCAGCAGUGAUGCGUGACCCGGUUACUGGGGAGAUGACCCUGGAGGGUGGGGCUUUGGUGCUGGCAGAUCUGGGGGUGUGCUGCAUUGAUGAGUUUGACAAGAUGGCUGAUGCUGACCGCACAGCCAUCCAUGAAGUGAUGGAGCAGCAGACCAUCUCCAUUGCCAAGGCUGGGAUUAUGACAUCUUUGAAUGCACGUUGUUCGAUCCUGGCAGCAGCAAACCCAGCAUAUGGCCGCUAUAACCCACGCAAGAGUAUUGAACAAAACAUUCAGCUGCCAGCAGCAUUGCUGUCCCGCUUUGACUUGCUGUGGCUCAUCCAAGAUAAACCAGAUACAGACAAUGACCUGCGUCUAGCCCAGCACAUCACCUAUGUCCACCAGCAUUCAAAGCAGCCCCCCACACACUUCACCCCCAUUGACAUGAAGCUGAUGAGGCGCUAUUUGACCAAGUGUAAAAGGAGGCAGCCAGUUGUUCCUGAGCCUCUUGCUGAUUACAUCACUGCUGCUUAUGUGGAGAUGAGGAAAGAGGCACGAGUGAGCAAAGACACCACUUUCACCUCUGCCAGAACUCUGCUGUCUAUCCUGCGUCUGUCCACAGCACUGGCGAGGCUCCGCAUGGUGGAUGUGGUGGAGAAGGAGGAUGUGAAUGAAGCCAUGAGACUUAUGGAGAUGAGCAAAGAUUCUCUACAGGCUGACAAAUCCAACACCACCAGGACCCAACGACCAGCAGAUGUGAUCUUCUCUCUGGUGCGAGAGCUGGCUGGAGAGAGUGGAAAGGUUAAAGCGGUACGCAUGGCGGAGGCAGAACAAAAGUGUGUGUCACGUGGUUUCACUCCUGCCCAGUUCCAAGCUGCACUGGACGAAUAUGAGGAGCUCAACGUUUGGCAGAUCAAUCAGGGACGCACACGCAUCACCUUCAUCUAAGAUCCUUUAACCUACAGCACCAUGUGGAUCACAUACAUCAAACCUACGCUUUCGAACACUGCUAUAUCCUCUGCGCAUACGUUAUGUUCCCUACAUUACUGGCCUUGUGGCUUAAUCGGCAGUCUGUCUUAAUGGACUUGGAGUUUAUGGAAUUAUUCAUUGUUAUUAAAUAAUGCUCUGGUUUUCACAUUUGUUGCUCUUGCCGUUUUAAUAUGUAGAUAUUGCUCAAGAAUAAACUUGUAAAUAUA